AUGAAACGACAGAUCAGAAACAAACCACAACCCAGUCCAAAGAAGCCUCUCGAAAACCAGCCUCCGCGACCCAGACGGUGGACCUUGACGGUCGACCCUAAUCUGACAACAACGACUGGCCAGACGCUCUUCGACACGGGCCAGAACAAUACCUCGGGCCUGCUUUGUAAAGCUUCUUCUACAAUCGGAUCCGGCGAUCUCGACGGCCAUUCAGGUAACCAGAUCCAGUUCACAGACCUCUUCAAAUGGGGUAUCAUCCAACUUGACCUUUCCGAUAACGAAGGAAGAUUGACUGGGAUCAAUGGAUAUCAAGUCGCUUGGGACCGGUGCAGCUCGACCCCAUACCCGUUCUCUAAAGCUCGGAAGAUUGUGAUCCCCUAUGAUGAUACAAUUUCAAUCAGCAUCAAGGCCUUGUAUGCGUUGGCCGCUCCGAUCGGCGGGGUCGGGUUCUGGGACAUGACCGGCGAUCAUCACUCCAUGCUCGUCGACUCUGCUUGCAAAAAUCUCGCCAAGUUUGAUUGA
Molecule: messenger RNA, 522 nt
Organism: Puccinia graminis f. sp. tritici CRL 75-36-700-3
Lineage: Eukaryota; Fungi; Basidiomycota; Pucciniomycetes; Pucciniales; Pucciniaceae
Exons: 3
Coding region: 1-522 (173 amino acids)
Source: RefSeq, a predicted model, not a curated record